AUGUCCGCUCAAGGGCCUAAUGAUAAUUCAAACGAUUUGCCCUUAGUGCCUGAAGAUAAGAAGAAACAGGCAUCAUCUUUAAAGUUGGCUCCAAUACCAACUACAUCACCGUGGAAAUCAUCUUCACCAAAUAGCACCACGACACUUCCUGUGGAAGAGUUAAGAGACAAAUCGAGGCUUUCGAAGUCCAAUAACAACGGCUCAGGAUCGAUCAGAUUGAGCAGCGACACAAAAUGGACUCCAAUUACACCUUCUGUUAUAAUUUCAGGAUCUAAAGAGGCAAAUUCCAAUUCAAGACGAAAGGCUAAAAGUGUCAAAAAUAAUAGAAAGAUGAAACAACAUAGCAGCAACAACAGUAAUGCUAUUAAAAGAGUUUGCGGUGAUCAACCCAGUACUGUUGCCGAAACGAAUGAUGACCCCAAUUCAGAACACAAGUCUACCGAUGCUGACUUAAGAGCAAAAGCAAAUUUAGACCAAGAAGUACCCAUUGCCGGUAUUGGCCAGAAAACAGAAAAUGGAAAGAAUACAUCUAAUCCCAGACAACAAAAAAAUCACCACAACAAAAAUAGUAAAACGAGGUACAAUAAGGCGGCUCAUCAUAACAACUCGUUUUCGAAUAACCAUUAUCAAUCAAGAUCUGACUAUAUUCCAAAUUUCGGCCACGAUUCGGGGCCUGGUUACAACCAACAAACGCAUUUCCAUUCACAGCAAUACUAUAACAAUUACAACUACCAGCAACAGUUGCAAACACCAUAUUAUAAUCUGAUGGACCCUAUUCUCAAAUCCAUCGAAAGCAUUAAAAAUCAAAUUGAAUACUAUUUUAGUGCGGAAAACUUGACAAACGAUAAAUUUUUGAGGUCCAAAUUCAGUAAGACCAACGAUGGGUUUAUCCCCAUGAGUUUAAUAGGGAAAUUCUAUCGUAUGGUCAAUUUAUCUUUAGGUGGGGACCCGAAUCUAAUUUUGGCAUCUAUGAGAGAAGUUCUGAAUAACGGUGAAACAAACCAUUUGGAAAUAGCCUUUGGAAGGACCGAAAACGCCCAGGUAAAACCGGCAUAUGAGUUCAACCCAUUAGAUAACUAUUUCAUCAGACCUGAGAAUUGGGCCGAGUUCACGGAAGAAAAUUCCAAUGAAACUGAUGAAACUGAGAAGUAUAAAAUUGAAAAGAUUUUAGAAAUAGGCGAUUUGGAUAAUCAUUCAUAUAUGGGAUAUCCGUCUUUUUACCCCAGUAAUGUAAAUGAGGAAAAUAGCCAAACUCAGGAUGAAAAUACGAUGAACAGGGAGUUUGAGCAAAACUUGCAAAUAAACAAUUAA
Saccharomyces eubayanus is the source of this 1311-nucleotide messenger RNA. It is a transcript of the gene SLF1, whose product is annotated as Slf1p. The transcript has a single exon. Gene Ontology annotation, biological process: positive regulation of translation; RNA processing. The record is from RefSeq and is a predicted model, not a curated record. Bases 1 to 1311 code for a protein of 436 amino acids. Gene Ontology annotation, molecular function: RNA binding. Gene Ontology annotation, cellular component: nucleus; cytosol; cytoplasmic stress granule. Lineage: Eukaryota; Fungi; Ascomycota; Saccharomycetes; Saccharomycetales; Saccharomycetaceae.